This is a messenger RNA of Entrophospora sp. SA101, 1335 nucleotides long. The record is from the annotation of a GenBank genome assembly. NCBI's taxonomy places the organism in Eukaryota, Fungi, Glomeromycota, Glomeromycetes, Entrophosporales, Entrophosporaceae.
AUGAGCAAAAAAGUUGCAUCACAUGCAUUGAAAAAUAAUGAUUUUGAGGUGUGGUGGAGUUCAAAUGAUAAAAGUCCAACUAGCUCUGGUGUGGGGCUCAUGAUUAAAAAAUCAAUAUCAAUAUAUGUCCAAAAGGUCAAAGAAUCAAAUGAUCCUGAUAAAUUAGAACUAGAUAGAAUGAACAAUAAAAAAAUAGAUAGAAAAUACCAUUUUAUCAAAUUUUUACAAAAUAAAAAUUAUAUUGACAUUCAUACAAACAUAGAAGAUGACAAAUGUUAUACAUGGAAGAACAACAAUAGUACAAGUAGGAUAGAUCUCAUAUGGAUGCCAAAUAAUAUGCUAGAUGAAGAAGCUAAUAUAAAAAGGAAACAAAUGAGAAGACAAGUAUUUUCUUUUGACAACAUGAAAGAAGAAGACUGGUUAAAAUAUGCUGAAACAAGUGACAACUUAUGGAAAGACUCUCAAAUGAAUAAAUUUAAAUUUCCUGAAAAUCCUGGUCAUCAUGAUCUGAAUAGAAUGUGGGAUGCAGUAAGAAAUACUCUCAUCAAAACAGCCGAAAAAACAAUUCCAAAACGAUGGGUAUCAGAAUCAUUCAAAUACAUUAAAUCAAAAGAAUUGAUCAAAAAUUAUAGCUAUCUCAGGAAGGUUAACAAAAUUUUAAUUAAAUUCAACAAUAUAAAAAUUUACAAUGACAAAAUACCUUCUCAGACUGAAUGGAAUAAAGACAUAAAGAUUUUAAAUAAUAUCAUCAAUAAUGAUUUAAAUGAAAAUGUAAAAUAUGAUUAUGGUAUUGAUGAAAUAGAAGGAUUAUAUGAGCCAUUGGUCAUGCAAUUAAAAAUGAUCAAUUCAACAGAUGAAUGGCCAGAUUUUUAUAUACCAUCACCACCAGCAUUUUGUGAGAUUAAUUUUGAGGAGGAAACAGAUAAAACAGCAGCAAAUUUUCAAAAUAUUUUCAUAGAAUAUUUUUUUAAUAAAGGUGUAAAUAGACAAAUAAAUUGGUAUAAAACAGGAUUUGAACAUUUAUUUCCAUUCAAAUAUCUUAAAUAUUUAACACCAACACCAGCUGAGUUUACAUAUUUCUUUUGUGGUAGAACAAAAGAAGAUUGGAAAUUAGAUACAUUAAAGAAAUACAUUCAAAAAAAAAAUCAAUCACCAAUAAGUGAUAGGGACUAUAUGAUGGUGUUAAGGAUUAUGAGUAAUCUGGACAUGAAAGAUCGUAAGCAACUAUUAAGAUUUGCAACAGGUAGCACAAGAUUCCCAAUUGGUGGAUGGGAGGUAUUAGGGCUUAAUCUUGAUGCAUUUCCAACUGAAGAAGAACAUUAUUAUCCAAAUUAA